Fusarium oxysporum Fo47 is the source of this 1585-nucleotide messenger RNA. RefSeq names its product cleavage polyadenylation factor subunit CLP1. Gene Ontology annotation, molecular function: polynucleotide 5'-hydroxyl-kinase activity. Bases 81 to 1427 code for a protein of 448 amino acids. NCBI's taxonomy places the organism in Eukaryota, Fungi, Ascomycota, Sordariomycetes, Hypocreales, Nectriaceae. Gene Ontology annotation, biological process: tRNA splicing, via endonucleolytic cleavage and ligation. The transcript is spliced from 4 exons. The record is from RefSeq and is a predicted model, not a curated record. Gene Ontology annotation, cellular component: mRNA cleavage factor complex; nucleus.
GGAAAGCUUCCAAGAGCCCCACGCACAGACACCUUUGAUCACGACGACAUUUCUCUUCCGUCAAAGUCGAUGUAGCGACAAUGUCAAUUCCAGGCCUGGGCCAGAUUCCCACACAGCCCACCGCCUCGACCACCCGCGUCAUCACCCUCCGACCAGCCUGCGAAUGGCGCUUCCAAGCCUCCUCCCCUGUAAUCGUCAAGCUUCUCUCCGGCACAGCUGAGAAAGACGGCGUCGAACUAGGUCCUAAAAACGCCUACACCUUUGCGGGCGUCAAGUCCAAGAUUCUAACGUGGCACGGGUGCGAGCUCGAGAUCGAUGGCCGAUGCGAUGUUGACUCCGUGGCGGAAUAUGCGAAUCCGACUGAUAAUCCGGCAAACGUGCAUGUGAAUCUUCAUGGACAGCUUAAUGAUAUGCGAAAAAAGGCGGCGAGAGAGGGGAGAGAGGGGCCGAGGGUGUUGAUCGUUGGACCGGCAGAUGUGGGAAAGACGACGGUUGCGAGGACGUUGACGAGUUAUGCGACAAGACAAGGCUACCAACCUCUAGUGGUGAAUGCGAAUCCUAAAGAAGGACUGCUCAGUCUGCCGGGAACACUGAGUGCGAGUGUUCUUGCGACUGUCAUGGACAUUGAGGCCGUGGACGGUUGGGGCAGUACGCCUACCAGUGGCCCAAGCAGUGUGCCCGUGAAGCUUCCUCUGGUGUUUUACUACGGACUGGCAUCACCCGAUGAAGACCCCGAGUUUUAUCGCGAACUCAUGAGUAAACUUGCCGGAAGCGUAAGUGCACGCUUGAGCGAGGAUGAGGACGUCAAGAGCUCAGGUGUCAUUAUCGAUGGAAUGGGUCUUCCUGAACAGAGCAAAGAUGGGUAUGAGCUUGUCGCACACAUCGUCGAUGAAUUUUCCGUUAAUGUUAUCAUUGUGAUUGGCUCAACAAGUAUCACCUCCGAGCUAUCUAAACGAUUCAGCAACGAGCGAACAAGUCUGGGAGAACCCAUCAGCAUUGUUCCCAUCGACAAGUCCGACGGUGUCGUCAUUCGAGACGAGGCCUUCUUACAGCACGUAAGAGAAGCGGCUAUCAAGGAGUAUUUCUUCGGCGACUCCAAGCGCACUCUCAGCCCCCUGAUUCAACAAGUCGAUUUCGACAGCGUGAUUGUGUAUCACACCUCCGACGAAAAUUCUCACAGCCAGGGUGUCACCCGAGAAGACCCCUCAACGCCGAUGCAGCACUGGACGUUUGCCAUUAUGCACGCAACACCGAAGGAGUCGCCCGAUACGGUCCGUGCUGCAAGUGUCAUGGGCUUCUUGUACGUGUCGGAUGUGGAUGAGGAACGUCGUAAGAUCAAGUUGCUUUCGCCGGUGAGCGGACGGUUGGGUGACCAGCCGCUUGUGUGGGGGAAGUGGCCGGAGCCGUUUAUUAAUCUCCUCGGAUAAGGGAGUUUCUGCGUCUUGGCAAGGAGUGAGAGAUAGUACUAGACCUGGUCUACGGAUAAGGACAUGUUUUGGCCCGUACGGAGUAGGGUCGAUAAUCAAUGCUGGAGCAAAGCUUUUAGCCAAAUUGUGUUUGCCGUCAGGGUUGAGACUGAUUGCAU